Ananas comosus (pineapple) is the source of this 2174-nucleotide messenger RNA. RefSeq names its product peptide-N4-(N-acetyl-beta-glucosaminyl)asparagine amidase A-like. The transcript is spliced from 2 exons. NCBI's taxonomy places the organism in Eukaryota, Viridiplantae, Streptophyta, Magnoliopsida, Poales, Bromeliaceae. The record is from RefSeq and is a predicted model, not a curated record. Bases 108 to 1634 code for a protein of 508 amino acids. Gene Ontology annotation, cellular component: vacuole.
UCUCUCGGUUCAAGAGGAACAUAUAUUCCUCAUAUAAAGUCAUCUACACUCUAGCCUCAUCCCUCCCUCUCUAUCAAAACUAAUAAAGAUUUCAAAAAAGUGUCAAAAUGCACCUCACACUCCCCUACUUCUCACCACCACCUUUUCUGCUCCUCUUCCUCUUCACCUCCACCCUCACUUACACCCACCAUGUAGUGCAAUGUGGCGCUGCCGCUGCGCCGGCCACCGCUGGCGUCGAGUUCCUCGACCCGACACUCCCUCCAGUCCUCCCGACGCAACCACCGCGAUGCUCCGUCCUCGCCCUCUACCGCAACUUUGCUGCCGCCGACCCCGCCACCGCCAAUUUCAGUGCCUUCACCUCCCUAGUUGCCACCGCCGUGAACUACACCCAGCCAGAGGAUUGCCCUGCCCCAUGGACCCGCGUCAUCCUCGAGCUCUCUGUCUCUGUCUCCGCAGGCCAGAAAGACCACACUGGAGCUGUGUGGAUCGCCGGCGUCGAAGUCCUCCGCACCCGGUCUCCGCUCUCCACCGCCACCCCCGCUUUCUGGACAAUCCACAAGGACAUCACCCGGUACUCCGCCGCCAUCCGCGCCCUCGGCGAUAACGGCGGCGCCAUCACGGUCGCAAUCGAGAAAGAAUCCAACCGCACCACCCUCAUCUCCGGCGUGUUCGCAGCCAAUCUCUCCCUCCACUUCUACCGUGGCCCGGUCUCGAGCACCCACCAAUACUUCAACGGCCGGCCGGGGGUCAAAGGCCUCUACCGCGAGCCGGCUGACAUGAUCAUCCCGAUAUCGCGCGCCAGCACUAGCACCAGCACCGACGCCGACGGCGAAGACGACGACGACGAGCCCCUCGACUCAUGCAGGAGAGCCCUCUGGUUCCGAAUCGACGACGAGACCGACACGCCGACAUCGACGAUCACCGUCCCGCCGAACACCUACCGCGCGGUGCUCGAGAUCUUCGCGUCCUACCACGGCGAUGAGGAGUCGUGGUACGCGAACCCGCUGCAGUCGUCGUACGGGGCCGGGCGCCACCACCGGAAGCUCAACGGUGGGCUGCGGCAGGUGUUCGCGACGAUUGACGGGAAGUUCGCAGGGGGACGGAUCCCGUUCCCGGUGAUCUACCCGGGGUCGGUGAACCCCUACUACUGGUCGCCCGUGGCGGCCAUCGGGGCGUUCGACAUGCCGUCCUACGACGUCGAGCUGACGCCGCUGCUGGGGCUGCUGCUCGAAGCUCCAGGGCCACACGAGAUCGGGGUGGGGGUGAACGGCGCGGAGAGCUACUGGCUGGUGACGGGGAAUCUGCACGUGUGGGUGGACCGGUGGUCGGACAAGGUGGCGGCGAUGUUGGAGGAGUACCGGGCGCCGCCGCUGAGGGUGACGAGACAGGCGGAGUGGGGGAGCCCCGACGGGAGCUCGGGUGGGUCAGCUCGUCGCGCGGGAACCUCACCACCACCGUGCGGCAGAAGGUCGGCUUCAAGAGCCAGGUCGAGGUGCAGAACCGCGGCGCCGUCGAGCAGGUCGAGGUCGUGCACAAGGAGCGGAUGGAGGUCAUCGUCCACAAGGCCCACCAGGUCGUCGGCCGAGUUCAAAUCUUCGCCGAGGCGCCUCUCCAGAUACAAACGUCGAGGGUGACGGCCGCGGGCGGGGCGGUUUUCGAGAAGGGGAGGCUGUUCCAUCAGCUGGUGGAAGUGGUGAACCUGAACGAGAACAAUGUAGUGAUAACGGCGGCACUGACGGACCGACAGGAUGCAGAGGGGUCGGUGCUGAUGCGCGACGGAAUGCCCAUCUGGGGGAGCGGGAACACCAAAUCGGCGUACAAGUACCGGGACGAGAACACCUGCCACCUCCGGACAGUGAACACCGUCGGCGGCAUCGUCAAGUACGACGUCUCUAGCCCGUCCUGCGCUGCAGUUUCCGAUAUCUAGUUCUUUGAUGCCUGCCUUUUCUUCUCAGCUUCCUACAUCUGUUGGCUAGAUUAGCUAAAAUUUUCUUAAUUAGACUAUUAUUACUUGUUAGUUAUCAAGUGAUCAAACAGCAUUUAGUGGGUGGUAAUAAUGGGAAUAAACUCGGCUUAUUGUGUGGAGUGUUGGGAGAUGAGUAGAGCUGUUCGAGAAAACAUUAUACGCCGGUUUGUACUAAUUUUUAUAUGUUUAUGUGUUGGUUUUGCAUAAA